Messenger RNA from Folsomia candida, 2136 nucleotides. Its product is annotated as RCC1 and BTB domain-containing protein 1. Gene Ontology annotation, biological process: regulation of proteolysis; proteasome-mediated ubiquitin-dependent protein catabolic process. Bases 75 to 1538 code for a protein of 487 amino acids. NCBI's taxonomy places the organism in Eukaryota, Metazoa, Arthropoda, Collembola, Entomobryomorpha, Isotomidae. Gene Ontology annotation, cellular component: cytoplasm. The record is from RefSeq and is a predicted model, not a curated record. Gene Ontology annotation, molecular function: ubiquitin protein ligase binding. The transcript has 8 exons.
ACAAUGUCCAGUCAUAAUUUUAACCUCUUGCGUAAAACUAGUAUCGUAACAAUUCUCAACGAAAAACAAUCAUCAUGGAGUCUCAGUUGCAAAUAUGGGACAUAUUUCGCGAUUUUUCCAAUGAUAACGUCUCCCUCUUACGUUCCGCAAGACUCGCCCAUGUUCACGGGAAUAUCGCCAUUCUCAUAACUCACGAGGACGACGUGUAUCUCGCAACUCGGCGGAACGACCUCGUCCCCCCGAACGUUGUCAAGGUGCCGGAACUUUGCGGUAAAGAGGGGAAAGAGUUCAUUGUCGAAACUAAUUUUAUGAUGAUGGUGACGAAAAAUGGCGAAUUAUAUGCGUGGUCACAUUACUCACCGGAACCAAUUUACCGUCCCCAACAGAAGAUGGGGAGUCUGAGUGGGAGAUUCGUAACAAGCGCCGUGCUCUCACCGGGGUCAGUAAUCGCGUUGGUGUUAACGGACGAUGGCCACGUUCACCAGUGGGGUUUUGGGCUGGUGGAACCCUUCCUAAUCCAGGUGGACGCCACGAUGGGGAGAAUCAAGUCUCUCGUGUGCAGUUAUUGGAUUAGUUUGGCUCUCAUGGAAAAUGGAGAGGUCUUUUACUGGGUGACAAAGAGAAGUCCGGGAAAACCGAAAAAACUCGAGGCACCAAAUCUACCACCGUUUAAGAAGAUCACGGCGAGCAAGACCAACAUUCUUGGAUUGACGGUCCAAGGAUCGGUUCAUUUCGUCUCACCUGCAGCCUAUCUAUGGUGUGAUAUCCCAAAAUUUAGCAACGUUCGAGACAUCACGACACAUUUUACCGAAGAAACUUGCGUAUUCCAUUUAAUGGAGGAGAAUCUAGUUGCAAAAAACGUUGCGGAAGAUGAAUCAAUUUCCCAUAUAUUUUUGAACAAUGGAAUCGACGAGAUUUUUGCAAUUCUUUACCAAAAAUCGUAUCGGUCUUUUAAUCCACAAAUUAAAUUUGGGUGUGACACGGCGCAACGAACUUUAUGUGAAGAUAUUGCCGGCCUUUGGAACUCGGAUGACACCGAUGUCACGUUUUCCAUCCAGGGUAGAAAGAUUAAGGCACAUCGGGUCAUUCUAAAAUGCAGGAGUAUCUACUUCGCCAAGAUGUUUGACAACGAGUGGAAAGAGAGUAGAGAUUCGUAUAUUGAUAUUCCGGAUGUCAAAUUCUGCGUGUUUGAAGCCUUCCUGUACUACAUUUACCAUGCCAGAGUGUAUUUCUCGGUCGAUCAGUACGAUAAUAUUUUAGGUCUACUCAAGUUGGCUGACUGCUAUUGUGAGACUGUACUACGGAAAGAGUGUGAAUUAAUUUUGAUGCAAAAUAUUAAUUCUGAAAAUGCCUUCUUUCUCUUUGAAAACGCGUAUCUGGCCAACGCUACGGAGUUAGAAAACGGAGCUUUUAACUUCCUCCUGGUUAAUAGAUCCACCCUGCUGGACAAUAUUGAGGGGAUGGACGCCUUACAAAGUGUGCUAGGACCACGUGCCAUGGCCAACUUGGUGUUAAGAUUGUUGCCUCGGUGUAAUUAAUUGUGUCUCCCCUAAUUGCGAAGGAAUUAUGCAACUUUCUUGAAACCAUCGGCUGGAAUUAUGCACACUUUUAAUUAUUUAAGAAUUUGGUUAAUUAAUCAUUUGUAUUGAAGGGCACAUUUACACAAUAUUGGGGAAAAAAUUUGAUGUGUUUCCUCGUACAUUUUGAGCCCUAUUAAAAAAAUGUUACUAAACAUUUAGAAACCCUUUUAAUAUACUGUUCUAAUUGAUAUUUUAAUUUUGGUGGUAAGAUUGUUGCCUCUAUGUAAAUAACAGGAAAAAAUCUUGAGACGAUCGGACAGAGUUAAAUAUUUACACUCUUAAUUAUUUAUUAGAUUAAUUAAUUUAUCGGUAUUGAACGGCAUGUUUGCGCAAUAUUGUGAAGAAAAUGGUGUAUUUACUUCUAUAAACAUUUCCAACUUUUAAAUGUACCCUAGAAUUUCGAAAUCUUUUAAUAUUCCGAACAAUACCAUUUCAAAAAUUUUAAAUCAAUAUGUAAAUAUUUAUACUUAUCUGACAUAUGAAUCUAAUUAAGGACGAGAUUAACUUCAAUGAAUAAAUAUUCGAUAAGAUAAUACAGUACUUAUCGAAAUUAAUA